UCUGCAUAAAUAGGCAGCACCCCAAUCCCAGCCCACACACAGACCCCCAACUCGGAGCCGUCCUCUUCACUCAAGCUCUCCUGCAGCCAUGGCUCAGUCACUGGUUCUGAGCAUCCUUGUCCUGGUCCUGGCCUUCUGCAUCCCCCACACCCAAGGCAGUGAUGGAGGAGCCCAGGACUGUUGCCUCAAAUACAGCCUAAGGAAGAUUCCUACUCACGUUGUACGCAGCUACCGGAAGCAGGAGCCAAGCCUGGGUUGCCCCAUCCCAGCUAUCCUGUUCUCACCCCGGAAGCGCUCUCAGCCAGAGCUAUGUGCAGACCCCCAAAAGGCCUGGGUGCAGGAGCUGAUGCGGCAUCUGGACAAGCCACCAGCCCCACGGACACAAGCCCAGGACUGUAAGAAGGACAAGAGGGCCUCCAAAUCUGGCAAGAAGGGAAAGGGCUCCAAAGGCUGUAAGAGGACUGAGACCCCCAAAAGGGCCAUAGCCCAGUGACCAGCCUGGAGCCCAGGAGGCCCCUACAGUCGCAACGGGGCUUGGAGCCCCAACCCAAGGGGUAAAAGUGGGCUAGGAGAGAGAGAGGACUCGGGGCCCCAGCGCAGCCACCCCACACCGGCCUUGCCUCACCCCUUCUCCAGCUUCAACCACCCCUCCGUGUUCCCGCCCUACCCUGCACGGCGCAGCAGCCCACAUCACGCCAGGCCUAGAGAGACAGAGAAGACAAAGUCCCCCAGGAAGUAUGAGAGGUAGCAGCAGGACUGUCCCCUCUGAGGAAAGGUCACCGAGGGCCCUGGACCUGACACUGCUCCCCACUGUACCCCACCUCUUCUUUGUAAAUAUGAUAUAUACCUAACUGAAUAAAAAGCCAUUCCGGCCUUCUUCCCAA
Molecule: messenger RNA, 884 nt
Organism: Phacochoerus africanus (Common warthog)
Lineage: Eukaryota; Metazoa; Chordata; Mammalia; Artiodactyla; Suidae
Gene: CCL21
Product: C-C motif chemokine ligand 21
Exons: 4
Coding region: 89-493 (134 amino acids)
Biological process (GO): inflammatory response; lymphocyte chemotaxis; positive regulation of ERK1 and ERK2 cascade
Cellular component (GO): extracellular region
Molecular function (GO): chemokine activity; CCR chemokine receptor binding
Source: RefSeq, a predicted model, not a curated record